Rhinocladiella mackenziei CBS 650.93 is the source of this 2196-nucleotide messenger RNA. RefSeq lists its product as uncharacterized. Gene Ontology annotation, molecular function: protein binding. Lineage: Eukaryota; Fungi; Ascomycota; Eurotiomycetes; Chaetothyriales; Herpotrichiellaceae. Bases 1 to 2196 code for a protein of 731 amino acids. The record is from RefSeq and is a predicted model, not a curated record. The transcript is spliced from 2 exons.
AUGCUGUCAGGGUUUAAUCGAUUGCCGUUUGACAUUCUGUAUCAGGUGGCGAGCCAGCUGGAUAUCCGUUCUCAUGACAGCCUUGGGAAGACGUGUCGGAAUCUGUACCAGCAUCUCCGGGAUGAGAAUACUGCUAAGAAUUCCCUUCAGGCCAGUGUCUGCUUCUCGACUUGGGCUCAACUCGCGCUUUCUACGCAGAAGACGAGUUUCAGACAAACCAUUGGUCGCUAUGUCGACUGUCAUCAGGCGUUACAAACUGCCUCGCCAUACGCGGCCUGUGUCAUUGCGUACGCGACCAGUUUCUCGUACUACGCAGGCAUCCUGUGUUACUCGACCUGUGCGAGCCUUCGCAUUCUCGAUUUCAAUACCGGCCGAAGCACUGAGAAAGUGAUUAGCGGCUCAGUCUUCACGAAUCGAAUUGUCACGACAUCUCGUGGCAAUGGAAAUUUGGACCUCGAGUCACUCAAGUCUAUUCAAGUCCACGGGUACGCAUCUGAGAUCGUGAUCCUUGCUUGCGACUUUGGCUCAUACGGCAAAUACAUUUUUGCUGUCAAUAUUUCCGAGACUUUUUGUCCACCACCACGGCCGAAUUUGACGGGCCAGCAUCGUCGAAUCUUGCUUUGCAUUCCUCUUCGGUCCACCAGCAAGCUUUUCGUUAGGCACAAUCACAGAUACAUGAUUGUGGGCACUCAUUCUGCGAUGGGCAAUUACAGUCAUCAUGAAUGGCUAUUGCAAGGCUAUGAUUUCGAGACGUCAGAGCCCGUAACGAAAGAGCCACUGCAACUACGAGAUUUCUUUGGGUCUGAGAUUGGGUCGACUGUCUGCUUUACAAUCUAUCGGGACGUGUUCUACGCACUAACAAAUCAAACUAGCGUUGAGAGUGAGGAGGUCGACUGGACCAGUUACUAUCAUUUUAUCAGCUUUCGAGUUGACGAUCCUACUCCAGAGUUAAAGAUCCAAACGAUAUGGAGACGGCAACAUCUCGAGGGGCCUAUCAAUGAUGCUUGGACGGACCUGGGAUUUCAAGAGGACCACCGCAGCGGGGAGUUGUUGGUUGUGGAAUGCAGAAAGGAAUGGGCAAAUGGUGGAAGCCGUUCCAUCAGGACGUAUUAUACUCAACCAUUUCAUCGAGCGGAGCACAAAGGGUUAAAUGAUAGCCCUGAAUAUCCGCCUGACGAUCGUCUGAGACUCACCUUAGACGAGAAAAGUAAAAGUCGAUACGAGCCGCCCAGACCCCGCGUCGAUAGAUAUGUCCAUGCCGAAUUCCAGGACGGCGUCGACGAGUUCGGCAAGGAAUAUAUCCGCGCAAAGACAAAAUGGAACGGAUACCAGUUCAACGCACAGUCCUUCGUGGAUCUAGUCACGGAAGAAGUCAAGAUUGAGGAUGAAUGGCGGCCCAGGGAACGUAUAAAGGUGAGAGUGGUCAGUAGGAACGAACUCAACCCUCUGGUUCCGGAGAAGGGCUCGAUGGAUCCAAGAGCAUUGAUCGUUCGACCUUGUAGGAAAGAUAGAGAAGGCGAGAAUAUGGAAGAUGGGGAAGAAUGGUACGGGCCCAGCCGUGUUGCAAUGUGGCCUCCAGAUGAUGCACCACAGGAGCUUCACGACAUCCUAUGUCCCAGUGGCCGGGCGGGAGAUGUCAAAGCUAUUCUUGGAGACGAGGGGAUUGUCUACAUGGCCGGUCCUCCUCGAGAACCUGGUUCACCUGAACGGGCGCUCGUGUUCGUCAGCUUCGAUCCUAGUUUCGGGUUUGAAGGGAUGAAACGCCUAAACGGGACUCUCGCGAAGCCUAAAACGAGAGAUGGUUCGUCACCUCAGUACAGGAAGAGAAAAAGCGUCUCGAAUCAGGAUGUUGACAUGAACACUGGCGAGUCUAUCAGUCACACAGUGGAGCCAGGUCUGACGGACCGCACGAAAAGAAUCAAGAAUCAGCCCGUCCAUCUUGGAAGUCCAGCUUUGCCAGCUCGAGCUCCGUUGCCUGUGGAACCCACUUCCGAACCAUUGGCGCCCAAACCGUGGCCACCACUCCUGCCCGAGUCAAUGGAAUCGCCGUUGCCGUCGCUCUCCCCUCCAUGUUCAGGUUCGGCCUCAGGUUCUGGUCAGUCCCCCGACAAGCGCAAGUCAGGAUCCAUGAAGCUCCCUACUUGGCGGGAGAAAGCAAUGUAUCUCUCAAUCGCGAAAGGGUUUUGGCUACGGUGA